CGGGGCUGAGUUAUUUCGAGAAAUUCGCUAGUCAUAUGCGAGGUGAUCAAAUACGAAAAGUGAGCAAAUUUGAGAACUUUUAGGUGAGAAAUCCGACUUUGAUUAGUACAACAACAACAUGAGUUAUCUUGCUUUCCUUGGUUGGUAAUUUAGUGGGUUUACAUGGUAUAUUUUGCAUCUCUUGUCCUUAAGAUUUGUUGGUUCAGUUCGCGAACGGCCUUAUCCAAUUGCGUUAGUUGAAAGCGCAAUUGAUUUCGGCUGAAGCAAUUUACAUUUUUAGGCUGAACUUUAUACAAUUUAUAAUAUAUCAAUAACUUAUUGAAAAACUGAGAAAAGUUACAUUUGGCGUUGAAAGCGUAUUUAUGAUAAAUAGAUUACGCCAGAAACAUCUCUAAAGGUUGUCGAGUCGACAAAUAAGACUUAAAUCAGACUAAUUAAGAAAGAGCAGAAGACUUUCAUUAUCCGUUUGAAGAAGGUUUUACACAGAUUUAACAAAGUGAAUUAUAUAUGUUCUUGAAAUUAAAAUGUAGAGUUGAAAGUAGCUGUUAACUUAGGAAGUUUUCUUAUGGCGUCUAAAAGCUUGAACGCGUUCAUAUUUGCUGAGCUGUUUUGUACUGAAUGAUAUGUUUGGACGUGGAAAAUUUAUUUUGUUAAAUUGAGAAAUUAACUUACAUUUUAUGGUAUUCUAAUCCUUUUUAAUGACACAUCCAUUAACCUUAAGUUUUUCAGUCCUGACUUUGGGUUUUUAUUUGUCAUCUCUAUUAUUGUAGCCUCAUUGCAAAGGGAAAUAAGCACCAUGUCCUUCGGUGAAUAUACUUCAAACUCCAGCACAGGUGAUCAGGAAUAGAACUGCUUGUCUGCUUUUGUUUCAGCCUGUAUUUUAAUCCCAGAUUGAUUUCUGAUUGUUGCAUACUAUUCUGUACUCAGAGCCUAGUACACCUAAGUAGUGAUUAUGGUUGAUUUUUAACUGAGUACAAUAAUAAAUGACUUUUGAAUGCAGAACUUUUUUUUUUUUAAUCUUGUCGUUGUACAUAUGUUACAGGGAUUAUGUCACACUUGAUUCUGGAGGGGUGUGGAAUGCUCUCCUUUUGAAAUUUAUAAUUAGAAACAAUUUAUUUGGUGUGAUCUUAAUUGUGUUUUUGGAAAAUUUAUUAUAUUAUGUAUAAUUUCAGUUGUUUAUUUUGUUUGAAGGAUCAAAGGGUGGCUCCACAGAGUAUAACAGACUCUGUAGCUGCGUUAGUAAUAAUAUUCAAGCAAUCAACAAAAAUGGUAUGUUAACCCUUUAACUCCCAAGAUCUGAUUGUCAAUUCUCCCCUUCAGCUACUACACAUUUUCUUGUAAAUUUAUAACGAGAAUUAGGUUUUCAAUCAAGGUAAUAAAUUGUACCUGGUGAGUUUGAGUAUGCUCACUUCCUGUUUGCUGUGUAAUAUAUGAAUACUUUAAAGAGAAGUUACAUGGUAAUCACCUCUGGGGGGUCAACCCUUAAACUCCCAUGAGUGACCAAGACAGAAUUUCUCCUUACAAUAUCACUAUAAUAUCAACCAGAUAAGUGUUGAGAAAAAGAAAUAUAUCAAUUUGGGGAUGAUUAGUUGAUCCAAUACUAAAUCCUCUGAAUUAACAUCGUAAAAACUGUUUGGUUGACAGAAAGGAGAAUUACAAAUUUGGUCUGGAGGGUUAAGUUGAAAUUGUGGUAAUAUAAUAAGUAGACUUGUUGAAGGAUCCACUUGAGUCUGGCCUUCAAGCAUGUUACAAACUUUCUUAAAAAUAUCAAAUUUAACUGAAUGGAAAAAAUCAAUUCCUGAUGGAGUCUAAGGAUUAAGCAAAAAAACAGAAUUGAAUUAGACAUUGAUGUUACAUAGCUUCAUUUCUUUAUACCAGUUAGAGAAGCACAUGGCAAGAUUGUAACACCUUCAUGCUUGAUUACUAAUGCACUUUGCCUGUUGUUAAGGCAAACUCAGUUUAUGUUAUGUGUUGUCAUCUAAAAACUCAUCUAAAAACUCAUCCAAAUUCACAACCAAUGUUACAUCCAUAUAUCUAAAAAGUAAUCAAAAUGUUGCAUAUGUCAACAUAUGUUUUAGAGAAUUCUGUGACCUCACAUACAGCAGUGAAACAUAGACACACAUUUACCACUGUGUGUCUUGAACUCAAGGAAUUUAUAGCUUGUAUGGUAUUUCUCUUCCUGGGACACAUAAUUUAUUAUGUUUUUUUCUUGGUGUCAAUCCACAGUCACUACAAUUCAGAAGCUUGUGGACAAACUUGGAACUUCAGAGGAUAAAUCACAGUUGCAGAGCAGACUGUAAGUUAAGAUCUGAUUGAUAAUUCUCCUCUCUAGGUACUACACAUUUCUCUGAUAAUUAGUUACAAGAACUUGAUGUUAGAUCAAGACAGCAACUUCUUCCUGAAAAGUUUGAGUAUUCUUGUUACCUGUUGGUGAAUAAUGUAUGGAUAUAGGUUAAAGGGUUAACACAGUCACAGUUACUCUCCUCAGAUUAUUGUCAAUUGAUAGUGCCGACUCUUGUAAUGAGUUUCAAUUUUUUUUAAAAUUUUAGACAGCAAACAGAACAAGCCACUCAAAAACUUGCCAAGGAAACUCACUCUUACUUGAAGCAGCUUCCUCAUCUGUUUGGAGAAUCACCAUCUGAAAGAGUGUGUAUUUUAGGCUCAACUUUUUCUGCAGUAACUUAAGACCCAAUUUUGCUGGCCUAUAAAAUUGUAUUCAACCAUAUUUGAUAUGGUUAUUUAUAUUUGGUCCCUGUAGCAGUCUUUAGAAGGCAAUCCAUGGUGGAGGUAAAACAUAAUCAUACUCUGAAAAAAAAAAGACCCUGAAAGGCAUCUGUAACAUUCUGAUUAUAGUGGAGCUUGCAGAGCUUAGCCCCAUAAUUAUACAAAAUAGUAGUAACCCAUCAAGCCGAAAAAAUUUGGAUGUACGACUGUACGACCGUACAAGGUACUACUUUUAACAUGCAUGAUCAACUGUGCUGCAGGCACGCCAAUGCCACGGCUUUGUUCAGUAGUCCAGUGGUCAGUGCUCUAAAUAUUGCCAGAUAAAUAUUACCAUUAUUUGUAGCCCAUUGCAUGAGAAAAACCAUAGACAUUGCAGUUUUUUGAUAAACCUCUAACCAGAGGAUUUUUUUUUCUUAUUGUAGCGUCAAAGGAAAAUACAAGUAGAGAAGUUAGCAGACAACUUCUCAACAGCUUUGAACACUUUUCAGCAACUUCAGAGGGUAAAUUAAUUUUUGAGUCUUAAUGGAAAAAUUAUUUUUGAUUUUUCUCUAUGAUCAAAUUGAGGACAUAUUUGUGCAUGAUUGUGUGGAUUGAACACAGUUCUAAUUGUCAGUUAUCAUCCUUCUGUGGGUAAACAGAGUGCAGCAGAAAAGGAGAGAGAAUCUGUUUCACGUGCAAGGUCAAUGUCUGCAGCAAUGCCAAGCCCAAGUGUAAGUGUGCUCUGAAAAUGUGGUCAGGUUUUUUUUUUUUUCAAUGAAUGGAUUAAUAUUUAAUAUUUAAUGGGUAAUGAAAUGGUCCUCGUAAAUUUUUCAAAGAAUUAAUUUUUUACACAAAUGUCUAUGUCACUUUAAGUUCAGACUAAAUUCUUGAAGUAAUGAAACUGUUGUUACAUAAUCUUUGAACACAGGUGACCAAAUUAGCAAGUUUUGCCACAAAUUAAGACAUGCAAAAUUCUUUCUAUGUAUCAUCAUGGCAACCUAAUUAUAUAAUUUAGUUGCAGCCAAGAGGGCUUUGCUAUUGUGAUUAACAAUAUUGUUUGAUAAUUUCUUUUCCAAUAGCCAAUGGGUGGAUUUAAUGAUGAGCAUAGCUCGACUUCAAAUGACAGGUAGGUGGCUUAAUUUCCUUAUGUUAUUAAAGGGUAAUGUCCUCUUGAGUGUUGAAAGGGAUCCAGGAGUGCAUUGAUUUUGUGCCUGCCUUUCAGCCAAUCAAAUGCAAACAUAUUUAAUCAAUACUGUUUUUUAUUUGAAUUAAGGGGGUAAGUUUCUAAAGAAACUGUGGUGCUUCAUCAGUGGGAGAGUAUAAUGAGUAAUUAAGUGUUGACAACUGAGUUGAAAAUGUAAACUAACCACCGUCGAGCGUCAGCCCUUCAUCAGAGCAAUAGACCAAGGGCUAAUGCUUGAAACAUCAGCCUUUAAUGGUGGUCAAUUUAUGUUUUCAACUCAGUUGUUAACAGUAAAUUACCUUUUUUAUUUUUCUCUUUCUGGAGACUUAAUCUCUCUUUGGUAAAUAUCUUUUAGAGCUGACAGUGGAUUCCAGGUACAAGCAGAAGAAGAGGUCUCUGUGGAAUUGAUAGAGGAAAGGGAAAGAGCCAUUAGACAACUGGAGGUAAUGUCACAUGGGCCUUAACCCUUUAAAUCCCAGGAGUGACCAAGACAUUUCUUCUUAAAAAAAAUACAAUGACAAGAAGACAAGAGAUAAGAAUAAAGAUAAAUAUCAUUUGGGUAAUUGUUAGUUGAUCCAAUACCAAAUUCUUCGAAAUAACAUCAUAAGAACUGUAUUACAGACAGUAUGAAGAAUUCCCUUUGCAAUCUGGGAGUGGAAGGGUUUAGAUUUGUUGAAGAAAGGCUAAUCUUUGAACAUGCAGCGUUUCUGUAUCAAUGUUGCAAAGUAGAUCUUAGUAGCAUGUUCCCAAGUACUUAAGAAUACGUACAUGUAAUAACCAGUGGUAGAAUGGUACAUGUUGGAGACCAGACUGAGUAUAGAGUAUAGCAAGGAUUAAGAGAGGUUUUGAAAGAGUGAGGUUUUACAAGUCAUUUACAUGUAGUUUAUAGUGCCAUCUCUGCAAUCAUGUAGUUCAAUCAAUUGUUUGUGUCUUGUAUAUAGGCUGAUAUUGUUGGUGUCAAUGAAAUCUUCAGAGAUCUUGCCACCAUGGUGUAUGAGCAGGGUGACAUGAUAGGUAAAACAAUUCAAUUUUACAUAUAAACCAUUUUCUUUAAGGUCCUUAGUUUUCCAUUAACUCUCGAAUUGCCCUAUCUCUAUUUGACUUACAGAUAGCAUUGAGGCAAAUGUAGACACUGCUGCAGUCCAUGUUGAAGAUGCCAAUGUCCAGUUACAGAAAGCUAGUCACUAUCAGGUGUGCACAACAAUUAUUUUCACUGUAACUGGUUGUAAUGUUGCAAUCUGAUUGGCCUAUUUGCUAUAAGAGUAUAGACUUGCAUCAGUGUGUCAGGCAAUGGUCAUGGGCAGAAAGAAUCAUUUUAUUUGAUGUUGAUAUUGUGGUUAAAAACAAAAACAAAAACAAAUUGACAGUGGAUUGCAGACUCGCAAAACUGUGCCUCUGAGUCCACAACAGUUUGACUACUGUGAUGACAAAUAUUGUAAGUUGUGGAUGAGAGUACAGGCCUUGCUAAACCACUGUGAUUUGUUAAUUUGGUAACUUUGAAAUCAUAGUUACUGUUUUAUUGGAUUUUUUUUGUCAUCUCAUUGAUUGUAAACAGUAUUAGACAGAGUAAAAAAGUUUAGUCUGCUUUUUUUGGAAAAUUGCAACGGUGGGAGUUUGGAACCUAGAGUUUAGGAUUCCAGAUAAAGAUGUUAUGGUUUGUGAACUGGCUGGGUCAUAGUGUCAAAAUAGGGAUUAACUCCAACAGCUAUAAGCCAAUUAGGGUCAAAGACUAAACUGCUUUUAAGUGGAUGCUUUGCUGAGAUCAAAGGGCACAAAAAGUACUUUAAACUUGGAAAUAAUGAAUGAAGUUAUUGUUAAACAAUUUUUCUUUGCAGAAAGCGGCAAGAAAGAAGAUGUGCUGUAUCCUAGUUAUUUUGGUUGUUGUUGCAGGUGCCUUGGGUCUUAUCAUUUGGUUGUCAGUAAGACAUAACAAUUGAGGUAGAUUUAAGCUUAAAAGCUAAGUUUUCAAAAGAAAGAAACCAGUUAGCUCUAUAGAACAUUACUAUUGGCAAAAAAUAGGAGUUGGAUUAGUGUAGGACAAUACAUGAACACUAGUGCAUCUCAUGAUUCAUAAGCACACUGUUGUCUAUGGAAUUGCAAGCACACGCACUCUCAUCUAUGCUAUUUCUGUUGUCUAAUUUCAUUAACCAGUGAUAUUAUUAUGAAUUGAUUACCAGGGAUGACCACUUCAUAUUUAGUACUUGGUGAAAAAUUUAGUAUCAGUUGUUGUCUGAAGUUAAUUGUUCUGUCAAACUGUCCCAAAUGUAUAUUGUAUUCUAGCAAUAUUAUGAGUACAAUUUAGUUGUAUGUUCAUGGUUUUCUGAGUUCCACAGUGGUCAUUUUUACAGGCCAUUGCUCCUCUUCAUUCAAUGAUUGCCUCUGUAAUGGUUUUCCUUUGUAUAAUACUACUUAAAAAUAAUGUUUAGAUCUCUUAACUUUAGAUGGCAACUGAUCAAUAAAGAUUCAACUUCUUCAUUACCAAUCGAAGAUAGAUUAGCCAGAAAUUUACAGAGUUAGGUUUGAAAUAUGGAUUACAGUUACACUGUACCCAUAAUGUAGACAUAACUGGUAUGAAAUCUUUAUAUCAAAAUGUCUCCCAAGGUUUUUUUCCUUUCAAACACUCAAAUUAUACUACACAUUGGUGUUAACAUUUUAAAAAAGAUGCAAUUUGUUUAGCAGUGCAUAAUUUGUAAUUUUAUGAAAUACUUUUGCCAAAGGCAUUGGGUUUACUCAUUGAUAGAGAAAUAAGAAAUAUUAACAAAAAGGUUUUUGUGGGUAGAUCAAACUAAGGACUUCUGUAGUGUUCUUAUACUUUUAUAGUGACAAUAAGACAGUACUAUACAAUCCUUUGUUUCCUUCUAGCAGAGUUCAAGUAUAUAUAUAUAUAUAUAGUGACAUUAACCAUAGAAAAAUUCUCUGUUUAGUAUGGCUUAGAGAGGGAGUUGUAAUUAGG
Messenger RNA from Pocillopora meandrina, 6839 nucleotides. The record is from the annotation of a GenBank genome assembly. NCBI's taxonomy places the organism in Eukaryota, Metazoa, Cnidaria, Anthozoa, Scleractinia, Pocilloporidae.